CUGAGUGGGUGGGAUGCUGGAGUUUGUAAGGCUCCAAUUUCUUAUUUCGGCCCUUGCUCUUCUGAGAUAAUCUCUGCGAAUAACAGACUGGACAAAGGAAUAUUGGAGAAGAAGUGCGGGAUAACCUGGCCUUGUUUGGAGGUGUGUGAAAGGGACCUGGGAAGAUGCCCAAAGAACUGGCUAAGCAGCAACAAUACAUGUACUCCGUCAUCCUCCUAUAAGGGAAACUGCAGUGGACCAGUCAGCUUGGAGUCCAUGGAAAUGAGUCAGAAGAUACUCUGGGGAAUGAAGUGCGACAUUCAUUUCACGUGUAAGGAUUCAUGUCAAAAGGACUAUUAUUCCAAGUUCCCUAAGGACUGGAAACUGGUGGGAGGUAACUGCGAAGCACCCAAGAGCUACAAUGGACCAUGCCAUUCUAUAACAAAUUUAUCUUUUUUUAAUCAGAAAAUGAAGGAGCAAUUUGAAGUAGUUUGUAAUGUAAAAUAUCCUUGUAAAGCUGGAAAAUAA
Messenger RNA from Theileria orientalis strain Shintoku, 507 nucleotides. RefSeq names its product Plasmodium falciparum CPW-WPC repeat containing protein. The record is from RefSeq and is a predicted model, not a curated record. The transcript is spliced from 7 exons. Lineage: Eukaryota; Apicomplexa; Aconoidasida; Piroplasmida; Theileriidae.